UUGUCUAAUCAUUCUUCUGUUGCAGUGUAUCCGGCAGCACCAGUGUCAGCGCCAGCCAGUCAGCAGCAGAACCUACAACCGCAGCAAUACUCGCCACUUGCACGAUAUCCCGCACCUGGACCAGCUCAAAGCCAAACACCCGGUGCUGCUGUAAAUCCCUGUUACCAAGCACCACCGUCUGGACACGACAUGCGCUCUCCGCGGCUGAUGUCGCCAACUCAGGCGCCUAUUCCUGGUGCUGUUCCACAGGCGGGUGCUGGCGCCGGCUUGGCGCCACCUAUGGUUAAUAGCACACCGCUGCAGAGGAGCAUAUCAAACAUGGAAAUGCAGCCAAAUAGUGGAGCUCCAGUAGGUUCUCAACAUAUGCGAAUGGUUCCACAAACUACACCUUUUUACGGGCACGAUCCAAGUGUUGCUAGCAGUGGUAUGCUAUUAAAUUAUCUAAGAAGUCUUGCCUAAUG
Molecule: messenger RNA, 461 nt
Organism: Gongylonema pulchrum
Lineage: Eukaryota; Metazoa; Nematoda; Chromadorea; Rhabditida; Gongylonematidae
Source: the annotation of a GenBank genome assembly